ACGUUCGCAAGACAAUACAUCCUAGGUGACAUGCAUUGCAUUUUCGUUUGUAUUUGCAAAUAACGAGUUGAUGAUAAUGCGAAUGCAACUCAUACACAGCUGUUUUCUUCCACUAGAAGCGCAGUAAAGAUAAAAGCUUGUGGAACGAGAUAGCAUUCCAGCAAUCCAUUUGGUCAUGGCACUAUCCGAUGUUGGAAACUCUCUGCAGGGUCUCAUUCUUUCGCAUGGCGGGCUACAACUAUUAAAAGAGCGCAAUUGUAUCACACGGCUGGAACCUGCUCUCAAGGACGGCAAGGUGAAACUUAUCUCUGGUGGUGGAAGCGGCCAUGAACCGGCCCACGCCGGCUAUGUAGGUCAAGGGAUGCUAGCGGGUGCCGUUUGUGGCGAUGUAUUCAGUUCCCCAUCGGUCACGGCGAUACUGGACUGUUUGAGAACGGUUUGUGAUAAGGAUGGAAGUGCCAUUUUCAUUGUGAAGAACUACACGGGCGAUCGGUUGAACUUUGGAAUUGCCCUGGAACUGGCACGAGCGACCUAUGGAUUUCGAGAUGUGAGAAUGCUACUGGUAGGAGAAGACUGCUCCAUUGAAGAUCGGAAUGUGAGGAAGUCUGUGGGAAAGCGAGGCUUGGCCGGAGUUGUGCUAGUGCAUAAAGUACUGGGCGCAAUGGCGGAGAUGGGGCUUUCCAUUGAGGAAAUUUACAAAUUUGGCAAAGGAUUAGCUUCGGAUGGAAACUUGACAACGAUAGGUUUCACCUUCGAGUUGAAGGAAGGAAUCCUGGAGAACAUCGAAAUCGGAAAAGGAAUUCAUGGUGAACCAGGAGUGUAUAAGAUGCAAGCGAGCAACGAUUUUAAUGAAAUAAUUGAAUUUAUCAUCGGAAAAUUGAUCACUAAUGUUCCAAAAUCUUCAGAAGUAGUGUUGCUGGUGAACAAUCUAGGAGGCACGUCCGAAUUUCUAAUGGGAGUUUUUAUUGACUGCUUAGCCAAGAAAAUUGACGCUUCCUACAACGUCAAACGGAUCUACUGUGGAGCAUAUUUGACUUCCCUUGAUCAAGCUGGAAUUUCAGUUACGGUUCUCAAUCUUGGAUACUCCCCGAAGCUACUCGAUUACCUCAACUACGAAGUUAACGUUCCGUCGACGCUUUUCGGAUUCCAAUCUAGAUUCAACAAAUUACCGUCAAAAGUGAUCAAAGUAGGCACAUUACAGCCAAUGAAAAUCCAACCAAAUUCGACUGCCUGUGAAAUCGGUGAAUUUGGCGCAAAGCUUGCUAAGACCAUCGUUCAUUACGUUUGUGAAGCACUCAUUUCUUGCACUGCAAUGCUGAAUACAAUCGAUAAGGAACUAGGAGACGGUGAUACCGGUAGUACCAUAGCGAAAGGUGCCGAGUCCAUUUUGAAACACUUGAUCGCAAACAAGCUGGAUCUUAAGCAUCCUGGGAUUAUGCUUCAACAGAUUAGCGUUAUAUUGCAGCAAGACAUGGGAGGAUCCUCUGGGGCACUGUAUAGUUUGCUGCUUCAAGGGGUUGCUUCUACGUUUAUGACACCCCCGGAAGACAAUCAGCAUAUCUCCGUCAAACAUUGGAGUGAAGCGCUGAAAGCCGGAAACGAUACAAUCGUCAAAUAUGCCUUUACCGAGCUAGGAGAUCGCACCAUGCUGGAUCCCCUGCGAGAAGGCGAGGAACGCUUGAGACAAUCCAUCGCCCAAGAUCUGCCGGUUCUGGCUUGUGUAGAAAGUUUCACUAAAGGUUGUGAGGAAGCAGCUCGCGCCACUCAGGACAUGGUGCCAAAGUCAGGGCGUGCUGCCUAUAGUGCCUCGGUGGAAAAUUCCAAGCCGAACAGUUUUCCAGACCCUGGCGCGCAUGCCGUCUCCAUUUGGGCAAGAGCUUUGCUAGAAGCGUGCAAACAAGUUAUCGUCGAAUGAAUUUUAAACUGUUCUAGAAGUGUGGUUCUGUUUAUUAUUUUUUGUAGAGAGAAUAAAAACUAAUCCUAUUUUUGUAUCAUA
Molecule: messenger RNA, 1996 nt
Organism: Aedes albopictus (Asian tiger mosquito)
Lineage: Eukaryota; Metazoa; Arthropoda; Insecta; Diptera; Culicidae
Product: PTS-dependent dihydroxyacetone kinase 1, dihydroxyacetone-binding subunit DhaK
Exons: 2
Coding region: 176-1915 (579 amino acids)
Biological process (GO): glycerol catabolic process
Cellular component (GO): cytosol
Molecular function (GO): glycerone kinase activity
Source: RefSeq, a predicted model, not a curated record